Olea europaea var. sylvestris is the source of this 1078-nucleotide messenger RNA. RefSeq lists its product as uncharacterized. The record is from RefSeq and is a predicted model, not a curated record. NCBI's taxonomy places the organism in Eukaryota, Viridiplantae, Streptophyta, Magnoliopsida, Lamiales, Oleaceae. Bases 29 to 724 code for a protein of 231 amino acids. The transcript is spliced from 2 exons.
GCCAUCUAAUGAAUAUUUGUAGGAUGCUAUGGUGGUAUGCCGCCUUCGAAAGAACAGUGAGUUCAAUAUAAAUGAUAAUCCGGGAAGAGAUUCUCUCGUUCAAAGUGAUUUGUCUCCAGUAGACAAUAGCACUACAGCUUUAUCUGGAGUUGAACAAUCGGGCAUGGUUGAAGGGACCAAGACCGGUGACAACUUUUUAAAGGAGGGUAGUAGCAGUUAUAACUCUCAGUCUGUAGAACAGAUCGACUUUGGCUCUGAAUCUGAUGAGAAAGUAACGGAGUUCGAUCAGCACAACUUUUCCAGCAACGAGAAGGGCUGUGUUGAAGAAGAGGAUUGUUAUGCUGAUAUAAUGAAAGACGAUAUAAUAAUGCUAGAUGAUUCUUCAUUAAAUGCUACUGCAGGUCUCUCUUCAGCUGUGUCUGCAAAACCCGAGCUUGACAUGAGAUCUGAACAUCCGACUCAGGCUACUGUAACCACUACACAUCCUUUCCAGGGAACAGCAAAUCGACGACUCAGACUAAGGUGGCCAAAACCAGAACAUCAUCGAGUAGAUUUCUUUGAAGCAUCUAAUAAUGAAAAGGAGUACACUGGUGAGAAUGUAGCUCACCGGCAGUCAGCACGUAGCCAUUUUCCAAUGACUAGAGUUAGGCCUUUGUCCUUAACCCUGUUUCUGGUUAUAUUAGUUUUUCUGGGGCUACUUCUGUUCUUUACUGGAAAUUAUUAGCAAAUCGAGAUGGUUAGUUAUGGCUCCGGGUUUAAAAGAUAUACUAAUUAACUGGUAUGGUUUUCUUCCCGCGAUCUUGAGGUAACGCUUAAAUAUAAGUUUUAUCUCUGGUAUGGUUUUCUUCCCGCGAUCUUGAGGUAACGCUUAAAUAUAAGUUUUAUCUAGUUUAAGCAUGUAAGAGAGAGAUCAGAAUGUAUACUGGAAUGUAAUGGUCUAAUGGAGAUAUGCACAGUUUUAUAAUUUAUAAAUGUUUGCUUGAAAUGGGCAUGUAAGAGAGAGAUCAGAAUGUAUACUGUAAUGUAAUGGAGAUAUGCACAGUUUUAUAAUUUAUAAAUGUUUGCUUGAAAUGGAUUC